UAACAACUCACGUCUCUGGUCUCACAUGUGGUUAUGAAGAUGAAGUUGUUAACAUGGAACAUAAACGGAAUCCGUGCCAGUAAAGUGGAGUUGUCUUCAUUGUUCGAUUCUCUUGAUGCAGAUGUUAUAUGCCUCCAAGAAACGAAAGUCACAAGAGACAUGCUGGAUGAGCCUACAGCAAUAGUAGAAGGCUAUAACUCCUACUUCUCAUUCUCAAAGAAGCGAAGUGGAUAUUCUGGUGUUGCAACAUUUUGUAAAAGUUCUGCAACCCCAAUAGAAGCUGAGGAGGGUCUCUAUAAAGACCUAAACCCCAAAGUGGAUGGAAAAGUCAGUCACUAUGGUGAUGUGAGCGAGUUUUCCAGUGAUGAGUUAGAGGCUCUAGAUUCAGAGGGCAGGGCAGUCAUUACCAAGCAUAAAAUCAGAAAGAGAGACGGACAAAAAGCAGAGUUAGCCAUCAUCAAUGUCUAUUGUCCUCGUGUGGAUCCCGACAGAGAGGACAGACUGUUAUACAAACUCCGGUUCUUCGCUCUUUUGCAGACCAGAGCAGAGGCACUUCUGAAAAGUGGCUGUCAUGUUAUUGUUCUUGGAGACAUGAAUGUCAAACACAAGAGUAUAGACAUGAGUGAAGAAGAUGAAAUCGGAACAGUCACCAAGCCAAGCCGUGUGUGGGUGAACCAGUUUGUUUGGGACGGUGACAGAGAUUCCAGUAUUCCAGAUGUGGAGAACAAGGAAGAGUUUGCAGGAACCACCAGUUUUGUGAGCGGUGGUCUGUUUGUUGACUCGUUUAGAUAUUUAUAUCCAGACCAAGAGGGAGCCUAUACUAACUGGUGCACUUUGACCUCAGCUAGAGAAACAAACUAUGGCAGACGCCUUGAUUACAUCUUCACUGAUAUACAGCUGGUGAAGAGUGAUUUAAAGGACUGUAGUAUCAUGUCAGAUGUUGAAGGAUCAGAUCACUGCCCAGUUAAAGCUGAAUACUUCACAGAAUUCAUUCCUGCUGAUAGAUGUCCUGCACUGUGUACAAAGUACAUGCCUGAGUUUUGUGGAAAGCAAGUCAAACUCUCAUCAUUUUUUGUGAAGAAGGAAAAGACCAAUGAAAAAAUUGAAGUAACUUUCAGCCAGACUACCUCUGAUCACAAUGUCACAUCUGUGGCUAUAGUUGAUAAUGUAGAGAAAAUGUCAUCCAAGCGAUCAGGUGCAGAUGAAAAGUUUGGAAAUCAGGCUAAGAAAAGGAAAACUGAAUCAAGUGAUAUUAAACAAGGAAGCCUUAAAGGAUUUUUUCUAAAGGCAAGUUCAAAAAAGGAGAUUAUAGAUCUUAACAUUCAAAAGUCUACCAGUAAUACAAAAGAGGAGAUACAAACCACCGAGAUGGGAGUAAAAGUAGUGGAUGAUAUAACAAUCAAAACCAACUCAGCAAGUGCUUGGAAAAGUCUCCUUAAAGGGCCACCUCCUCCCCCUUUGUGUAAAGGACAUCAGGAAACCUGUGUAUUAAGGACUGUAAAAAAGCCUGGUCCAAACAAAGGCAAACAGUUUUUUGUGUGUGCCAGAGGCGAGGGUCACAGCAGCAAUCCAGAGGCCAGAUGUGACUUUUUCAAAUGGGUGGACCAUAAGAAAAAGUGAAUUGAUUUUUUUUUUAUGUACAUCUUCUGGGUAAAUUUUUGUACCAUUAAAAGAUAAAAUUUCA
Messenger RNA from Saccostrea echinata, 1684 nucleotides. Its product is annotated as DNA-(apurinic or apyrimidinic site) endonuclease 2-like. Gene Ontology annotation, molecular function: double-stranded DNA 3'-5' DNA exonuclease activity; phosphoric diester hydrolase activity; endonuclease activity. Gene Ontology annotation, biological process: base-excision repair. Gene Ontology annotation, cellular component: nucleus. NCBI's taxonomy places the organism in Eukaryota, Metazoa, Mollusca, Bivalvia, Ostreida, Ostreidae. The transcript is spliced from 6 exons. The record is from RefSeq and is a predicted model, not a curated record. Bases 34 to 1620 code for a protein of 528 amino acids.